CACAACAAAAUACGUAUUAUAUAGUUUAGGCGAAAGGCCAAGCGCUCGGGACUGUGAAGAAGCCUUUCAGCGCUGAAAAGGAAAUUGAGUCAGUUGUUAGGCGACGGUCGAAGGGAAGUAAGAUGGAAGAAAGAGAAUAUGAAAGGAGGUACAGGAGAAGGAAUGAAAAAGGUUGCACCUAGGGGCCGAAGGGACUCUGGGAAGAACCAUAAGUAAUUCCUACAGUGCGUCGCGCGAGGUGCACUAACGACACUACCACCCGUACCGUAAUCAGCUGCCGUUAAAGAAGACAAAAAGGCUCGGCGGAUAAGAUACGCAAAACAGUUCCUGAUCGUGGUGACUGCAAGUUUGGCAAACAUUCCCUCUGGUAUGAUACAGCUCUGGCCAAAUGUCCUGGCUUCGCAUAUCGUUCGGGAUAAUUCCACCAUUUUUGGCAGCGAGAUUCAGUUUGAGCCUUGGCAGAUGGAUCUAGUAGUGAGCGUGACACAAAUUGGCAGCCUCGUGGGGUUCCUAAGUGCUGGCUUCUUCCUCAGUCUAGUGGGAAGAAAAUGGUCGCUAAUAAUUACUGCCAUACCAGGAAUAUUCGGCUCUGCUCUCAUCACUCUUUCUUUUAAUACAUACAUGGUCAUUGCUGGGAGGUUUCUAGAUGGGAUGACAGUAGGCAUGGCAAACGUAGCUGUCUUUGUGUACGCCUCGGAAGUCUCCGACGUCAGGGUCAGGGGCACGCUGGGAAUGGCGUCCCACCUGCUGGUGCAGAUCGGAGGCAUCACCAACAUAUCGCUGGGGAUUCUGCUCAACUGGUACUACAUGUCCUUAAUCUGUGCCUGUUUCCUCCUCGCCCACUGCCUGACUGUGUUCACCUUGCACGAGAGUCCUUCCUUCCUUGCCGUGAAGGGCCACGACGAAGGAGCCCUGAAAGUCCUGCGCAAACUCAGGGGCUCUCACGUCGACGUCCACGAGGAGCUCACUUACCUCCAGCAGCAGAACCAGGCCACCGACGACACCCAGGGAGGCAGGGGCCUGCUGCAGAAGCAGCAUCUGCAGAAGAUAGGCCUGAUGAGCGGGAUCCUCUUCAUCCACAACUUUUGCGGAACACAGGUCCUGCGCAUGAAUGCCACGAGGCAACUCCAAGAGCUGGGAUUGCCCAUGGACGAGAAAUUCACAACGAUCUUGGUCAUUGUCGUUCUUUUCUUUGGUAACUUCUUCAUGACUCUAAUAUUAGACAGCUUUGGUCGACGCCGUUGUAUAAUAACCUCGUUAAUGGUUGUGGCAGCUUCUUACAUAUCCUUGGGGACGUUUAUUUACCUGCAGGACACUAAUCCUUCCUUAACUGAUCCACGUAAGGACGAGCUUCUGAAAUUUGCAUAUAGCGUGGAAAAUGCGACGCUGACUGACGUCGUAGCGGAAGGGUCUGCGAUUAUGAGUAUCAGUGACUGGCUACCACUGGUGUUCCUCAUGUUUGCAGCUUUUGGUCACAGUACGGGCAUAGGGCCACUUGUCUGGCUAUUGCCCCCCGAAAUGUUCCCUACCAACUUAAGGUCACAGGGAACAUCUGUAUGUAUGGUCAUCGGCAGCCUUCAGAUGUUCACCAUCCUACAGCUGUUUAGCCUGAUGCAGGAUACGCUGACACAGGCUGGCAUGUAUUGGUUGUUCGCUGGAGUGGCUGUAGCAGGUAUCUUCUUCAUCUACUUCCUGCUGAAGGAGACCGGCGGAACUAGGGUAGGGUGAAGUUUCUGCUGACGGAGAGAUAAUGAUGAUAUGGGAGAAGGUUCAACCCCAGCAGAUGCCCGGUAGCGUUUUCCCGAAGAAAAACAAGACGCCAUAUCUUAAAAACUAGCCAUAGAAAUUUCUUGAAAGUACUCGAGUGACCCAGUCUAACCUAACACAGCCUAACUUAACUGGGGCUGGAGCAAUACUAGCAUACAUCUCAGGAAUUUGCUGCCUUGUCGGCGUCAUUAAUUCUUUCUCAAGAGGAUUUUAUUAUAUUUUUUUACCGAGUGUGUUGCCCAGGAUUAGUAACGAGGAAUCUAUGGUGUUGUAAUUAUUAUUAU
Messenger RNA from Macrobrachium nipponense, 2051 nucleotides. RefSeq names its product facilitated trehalose transporter Tret1-2 homolog. Gene Ontology annotation, cellular component: membrane. Bases 370 to 1728 code for a protein of 452 amino acids. Gene Ontology annotation, molecular function: transmembrane transporter activity. The record is from RefSeq and is a predicted model, not a curated record. NCBI's taxonomy places the organism in Eukaryota, Metazoa, Arthropoda, Malacostraca, Decapoda, Palaemonidae. Gene Ontology annotation, biological process: transmembrane transport. The transcript has 7 exons.